Messenger RNA from Leucoraja erinaceus (little skate), 8009 nucleotides. It is a transcript of the gene slc2a12, whose product is annotated as solute carrier family 2 member 12. The transcript is spliced from 4 exons. Gene Ontology annotation, molecular function: transmembrane transporter activity. Bases 1404 to 3287 code for a protein of 627 amino acids. Gene Ontology annotation, cellular component: membrane. The record is from RefSeq and is a predicted model, not a curated record. NCBI's taxonomy places the organism in Eukaryota, Metazoa, Chordata, Chondrichthyes, Rajiformes, Rajidae. Gene Ontology annotation, biological process: transmembrane transport.
AAUAGUACAUUCCUUAAAAUCGUCCUAUUAACUUGCUAUUUUUCUCUUUACUGACCCAAACAUACAUCCCUUCGCCCACUCCUAGUUUAGUUUAGUUUAGUUUGGUUUAGAGAUACAGCGCGGAAACAGGCCCUUCAACCCACUGAGUCUGCGUCAACCAGUGAUCCUGUACACCAGCACUAUCCUACACACACUAGGGACAAUUUACAAUUAUACCAAACUAAUUAAUCUUCCAACCUGUACGUCUUUGGAGUGUGGGAGGAAACUGGAGAUCCCGGAGAAAACCUACGCAGGUCACGGGGAGAAUGUAGACACUCCAUACAGAUAAGCACGGAGUCAGGAUUUAACCCGGGUCUCUGCCACUGAGGCAGCAACUCUACUACUGAGCCAUCAUGCUGCCCAGGCUCUUCUUAAUCUCAUCUAUAGACAAACUAAUCUUACCCAAAGAUUUCCUACAUUUCCUAUUGUCUAAUCUCUCAAGUCUAAAAGUAAUGCAUGUUCAAAGUACCUAGAUUUGGGUAGAAACCUAAUUCAUUUUGAAAUAAUGUAUUUAUCAUCAAUUAUCAUGCAAUUACAUUGAGUACUAUACAUUGGCAUACAUAAAUUGCUUUACCAAUAUAAAUGAUCAGUUUUAUUAUUGUUAUCGUUUAUCGUCAAGUUGGGAAAAGGGGAUGUACAAGGAUCUAGGGGUCCUUGUACAUCAGUCUAUGAAAGUAUGCAUGCAGGUACAGCAGGCAGUGACGAAAGCGAAUGGCAUGUUGGCCUUUAUAAAAAGAGGAAUCAAAUAUAGGAGCAAAGAGGUCCUUCUGCAGUUGUACAGAGCCCUAGUGAGACCACACCUGGAGUAUUGUGUGCAGUUUUGGUCCCUUAAUUUGAGGAAGGACAUUAUUGCUACUGAGGGUGUGCUGUGUAGGUUUACAAGGUUAAUUCCCGGGAUGGCUGGACUGUCAUAUGCUGAGAGAAUGGAGCAACUGGGCUUGUACACUAUGGAGUUUAGAAGGAUGAGAGGGAUCUCAUUGAAAAAUAUAAGAUUGUUAAGGGCUUGGACGCACUAGAGGCAGGAAACAUGUUCCAGAUGUUGGGGGAGUCCAGAACCAAGAUACAAGAUACAAUUUAUUUGUCAUUUGGACCCCUUGAGGUCCAAACGAAUUGACGUGACCAGGGGCCACAGUUAGUUUAAGAAUAAGAAGUAAACCAUUUAGAACGUAGACGAGGAAACACUUUUUCUCACAGAGAGUCGUGAGUCUGUGGAAUUCUCUGCCUCAGAGGGCAGUAGAGGCAGGUUCUCUGGAUGCUUUCAAGAGAGAGCUAGAUAGGGCUCUUAAAAAUAGCAGAGUCAGGGGAUAUGGGGAGAAGGCAGGAAUGGGCUACUGAUUGGGGAUGAUCAGCCAUGAUCACAUUGAAUGGCGGUGCUGGCUCGAAGGGCCGAAUGGCCACUCCUGCACCUAUUGUCUAUUGUCUAUUGUCUAUUGUCUAUUGAGAAGGCAUUAAAUAAGUCCUCUCUGUUUGGAUUAAUUAUCCCAGUUUUGACUGCCUUAUGUUUUGUCAAUGACUUGUCUUUUUUUCUAGGAUCAUUCAACUUUGCCCUCCUUUCUGCAUCUGUAAUUGCUUCCAUAAGUGGACUUAUCUUUGGCUAUGAGCUUGCAAACAUUUCGGGAGCGCUUCUGCAACUGACCAUCGAUUACCAGCUUACCUGCAGGAUGCAAGAAUUACUUGUCAGUGCAAUCUUAAUUGGAGGCACAAUGGGUUCCAUUGCUGGUGGUUACAUGAUUGAUCGAUGGGAAAGAAGGAUAGGAAUCGUUCUAACAACUUCCUGUUUUGUAAUUGGCAAUGUCAUUAUGUCUUCCUCUAUGUCCUACCCAAUACUCAUUCUGGGUCGCAUCAUUGUGGGAAUCGCUACAACCUCGGGUGUAUUUUCAGCAUGCAUUUAUCUGUCAGAGAUUGCACCAUUCAACAAAAGAGGAAUGUUGGUUGCUAUGAUUGAAUUCCAGAUUGUUACUGGAGUUUUGUUGGCAUAUGUUGUUAAUUAUGCGUUCGCUAACAUCUCGAAUGGUUGGCGAUGGAUGUUUGGUAUUAAUCUCAUUCCAGCUGUGCUGCAACUCAUUGGUGUGUUCUUUCUCCCAUCAAGCCCUCGCUUUAUGAUUAAGAAAGGCUAUGAUGAAAAGGCAAGUCUCAUCCUAAUGAAAAUCAGAUCCUAUUCCAAUGUUGCCGAUGAAAUAACAACCAUCAAAUCUUCCUUGAGCAAUGAAAGCAAUUAUACAUUUCUGGACAUAUUUCGGACAAAGGAAAACAUAAGGCGACGAGUGGGCAUAGGAUUUGGUUUGGUUAUAUUCUUGCAAGCUUCAGGCCAACCAAACGUUUUAUAUUAUGCAUCAACUAUCUUAAGAUCCGUUGGGUUUGCAAGUGAUAAAACGGCAACCUUAGCUUCAAUAAGUGUAGGGCUGGUGAAAGUGCUUGGCACAGUUACAACAAUGUUCCUCAUCGAUCGAAUAGGACGCAAAGCAUUUCUUUACAUUGGAAGUAUUGGUAUGAUUGUAAUGUUGAUUUUUCUGGCAAUGGUAGUGCAUGAAAUUCCAUUGCAACUCAGGGAUGUCUGCCAUACACCCAAUUAUACUUAUCAUCAGCAAAAUAAUGUCACAUAUUCAAUGCCUGGAUAUAUUUCAACAACUCCCACUGUCUUUGCAUCAAAGGCACAUGUUGGUUCAUCUGAAAUUAGAAACUCUUCAAUUAUGGAACAAAAUAACAUGGGAAAUACAACAACGUCUGUGAAGAAUAGAGAUGGGACGGAACAAGUCUCUCCUUUGUUGAAAUGGCUGUCCCUUGCUUUCCUCCUUACAUAUAUUGCUGCCUAUUCAAUAAGUUUUGGACCAGUGGUGUGGGUACUGCUGAGUGAACUAUUUCCACUUGGGAUAAAAGGCAGAGCUGUAGCUUUCAUAGGAAGCUUGAAUUGGUGUUUGAACCUGGUUAUUGCUCUAACCUUUUUGUCCAUGACAGAUUAUGUUGGGCUGACGUGGAUGUUUCUGAUUUAUGCCAUGCUCAGUUUUGGCGGGCUGAUUUUUAUCAUUUUAUUUAUACCUGAGACUAAGGGUCGGACGUUAGAGAACAUAUCAGAACAACUAGCCAAAGGGUACGAUAUAACUGGAGCUUGCUGUUUGACUGAACAUAUAAAGAAAUUGCUCCCAGAACGAUGUUGGGAACACAAAGGUGGUGAGCACUUAAUCUGGGCUACUGCUACCCAAUACCACACAGAUGGUUUGGAGAACUAUUUUGAUGAUAGUAGUUUGUAACACACAGUUCAAAAUUUAUAUCUUUUGAAGUAAUAUUGCACUAAUAUAAUGUUCUGUUUUCAUUCAUAAUUGUCAAUUAAUUCUCAUUUAUUCUGAAGGAAUGGCCUGCAAAUAUUGGUAGAUGGUAUUUGUUGACAGUCAUAGGCAUGUGCAGCACAGAAAUAGACCCUUCAUCCUAAAUCGUCCGUGCUGACCAAGAUGCCCCAUCUAAGCCAGUUCAAUUUGCCCAUAUCCCACUAAACAUUUCCUAUCCAUCAGCCUAUCCAAAUGUAUUUUAAAUGUUGUUAUUGUACAUGCCACAACGACUUCUUCUGGUAGCUUGUCCCAUAUACCCACCACCCUCUGUGUGAAAUAGUUUCCCUCAGGUUCCUAUUAAAUUUUCCACUUGUUUUAAACCUAAGCCCUCUAGUUCUCUACCUUGAGAAAAAGAUUGUGCAUGCAUUCUAUUGGUUCCCCUCAUGAUUGUAUGCACCGCUAUUAGACCGCCCUUCAACUUCAUGCAUUGCAAGGAAUAAAAUCUUAGCAUGCCCAACGUCUUCCUAUAGCUUAGGCCUUUGAGUCCUGGCAACAUCCUCAUAAAUCCCUGUACCUUGAUUUUGUUUUAAAAAAAGAUAUGUUUCCGCAUGAAAAUGUCUUAAGGUUCCGCAUGGUAGGCUGCUCUGGAAGUUUAGAUUGCAUGGGAUCCAGGGAGAGCUAGCUAAAGGGCCUGUUCCACGAGCAUGCGACUUCAUGCGGCACCAUGCGGCAAGCACGACCUAACGAGGUCCCUUAAGCUGUACGGCCUCGCGGGGCCGGUCCCACUUCGAUCGCCGGAGCCGUAUGGAGUUGUGCGGAGCUGGUCCCGACAUCGUCCCGACCGUGUUCAAAAAUUCCGCGCGGCAAUGGCCUGCCGGCCCGCAGCCGCCUCAACGCCGUACGCACUGCCUCGAUGAGCAUAUGCAGCGUCUUGACACCGUACGCCCGUCUUGACGCCGUACGUCACGCGCGGACUUCGCUCGAACUUCACGUCACUCACUCGACCUCCGCGCGGCCCCCGCUUCUGGUUUGGUUGCGCUCGCCACAUGCAGGCGCAUGCUGUUGGGACCGGCCCUGUACGGGGAUCAAUCGACCUCCAUGCGGCUCCCGCUUCCGGUUUGGUCGCGCUUGCCGCAAGCAGGUCACAUGCCUGUGGGACAGGCUCUUAACUGGAUAGAUAAUUGACUUCAUGGAAGGAAGCAGAGGGUGAUGUUGGAAGGUUGUUUUUUGGGCUGGAGGCUUGUGAAUAGUGGUGCGCCUCAGGGAUUGGUGCUGGGCCCAUUGAUGUUAGUGGUUUAUACCGAUGAUUUGGAUGUAAUGUACGAGGCAUGAUUAAAUUUGCAAGGGAAAUAAAAGUGGGUGGUAUCAUAGGAAGAUAAUUAUCAUAAAUUACAGCACAAUCUUGAUCAGUAGGGCAAGUGGGCUGAGAAAUGGUUAAUGGGGUGUAAUGCAGACAAGUGUGAGGUGUAUUUUGGGGUCAAACUAGCUCAGGACCAUCAUAGUACAUGGCAGGGUCCUGGAGAGUAUAGUAGAACAGAUUGAUUUAGAAGUGCAGCUACAUAGUUUCAUGAAAGUGGUAUCACAGGUAGGGUAGUCAAGUCAACUUUAUUUGUCACAUACACAUACAAGAUGUACAGUGAAAUGAAAGUGGAUGAAUUUCCUCAGCUGCCUGAGGUGGUAAAGGCACUGCCUUGCCCUUCUCACCAGUAUCGCAGUGUGUGUAGUCGAGGUUUUUUGGCACAUAGGCCGUCAACAGUGGUGUGCUGAGUAUAUGAAGGAUGUUAUGUGACAAUUAUACAAGAUGUUGGUGAGGGCAAAUGUGGAGUAUUGUGUUUAGUUUUGAUCAACCUGCUAUAGAAAAGAUAUAGGUUACACAAAAAAGCUGGAGAAACUCAGCGGGUGCAGCAGCAUCUAUGGAGCGAAGGAAAUAGGCAACGUUUCGGGCCGAAACCCUUCUUCAGACUGGAUAAAAAAGAUAUAGUUAAGUUGGAAAGAGAGCAGAGAAGAUUUACUAGGUUGUUACUAGGACUUGAGGGUCUGAACUAUAGAGAGAGGUUGGGCAGGUUAGGACUAUAUUCCUUGGAGCGCAGAAAGAUGAUGGGUGAAAUGAUGGAGGUGUAUAAGAUCUUGAGUGGAAUAGAUAGGGUAGAUGCACCAAGUCUUUUACCCAGAAUAAAACAAUCAGGAACUGAACGAUAUACGUUAUGGGUGAAAGAGGAAACAUUCAAUGGGAUCCUGAGUAGGAACCUUUUCACACAGUAGGUGGUGGAUUCAAGAAACGAGCUGCCAGAGGAGGUAAUUGAGGUAAGUACUAUAACAAAAUUUAAAAGACAUUUGGACAGGUACAGUACAUGGAUAUGAAAGGUUUAGAGGGAUAUGGGCCAAAAGCAGACAAGUGGGAGUAGUGUAGAUGGGACUGCUUGGUCGGUGUGGGCAUCUUGGGCCUCAGGGCCUGUUUCCACGCUGUAUGACUCUAUGUUUAAGAAGGAACUGCAGAUGCUGGCAAAUCGAAGGUACACAAAAAAGCUGGAGAAACACAGCGGGUGCAGCAGCAUCUAUGGAGCGAAGGAAAUAGGCAACGUUUCGGGUCGAAACCCUUCUUCAGACCCUUCUUCUGAAGAAGGGUUUCAGCACGAAACAUUGCCCAUUUCCUUCCUCCAUAGAUGCUGCUGCACCCGCUGAGUUUCUCAAGCUUUUAUUGAGUACCUGUAUGACUCUGUUGCCCAAAGCAAAUGCACUAAAUAAAGGUAGACAAAAAAGCUGGAGAAACUCAGCAGCUGAGGCAGCAUCUAUGGAGCGAAGGAAAUAGGCGACGUUUCAGGUUGAGACCUUUCUUCAGACGAAGAGUCUCGACCCGAAACAUCGCCUAUUUCUUUCACUCCAAAGAUGCUGCCUCACCCGCUGAGUUUCUUCAGCUUUUUUUUCUGCCUUCGAUUUUCCAGCAUCUUGUUCCAGUUCCUUCUGAAAAAUAGUGUGCUAAAGGGUCUCCAAACUAAACUAUCCACUUGGGCAGCAUUCUUAUAUUUGUUCAGUGCAUAUGCUCUCUGGCAGAACGUAACUCACUUAUCUCAGUCCAGAGAGCUCAGGUGCAUUUUUGCAAGGGCCAAAGAAUUCAACACUAAUGGUUAUUGCCUUCCCUGGUGGAGUUUAAUCUGCUGAAUCUAUAAUGCGCUCAACUGUAGAGCACCGGGCCCUGUUUGCUCAGCUAGAACAAGUCUUUCAGCUGAUGGGUUACCUGAACCAUGCUCUGAAGGUUUUCGGCAUUAUUGACAGGAAUAGCCCUCAGGUUAUACGAGUGUGUCACGUUCCCUGGCAACUACCUAGAUCAUUGCAAGCUUGACUGACCGAUAAGCAUGAUGGCUUUUAAAUGUAUUGUGGUGUUGACUUUAUUGUAAUCUUUCUUCACCAAUAAAAUUUGGUUCAUUUUUAACUGCAACCCCCAACCCUAAACGUUCUCAAAUGCAAUCAUUUCCAUCUCUGCAACCUUCUCACCUCGUAUUAACAGCAGAUAGCAAGUGGACAAUUGAUUCCUUCCCAGGAGGUAGGUUUAUGGGUUGAUUAUCUAAGCAAUCUGAUGUGGUUGGGAGCUUCACAGUUAGCUUGUCAUCUCAACAUAGAUGUGGAUUAAAUCAAAUGAAAGGAAACUACCAACAGAGGUCCACUUGAAGUGCCCAGUAAAUGCUUCAUUUUGAUCUCCAACUGAGUUCCUCAUCAUCAUGGAUGUCUGUCAUCAAACAAUUCAAUGCACUGUCAAGCAGAAACCUAGGACACUCCGAGAUAUAAUGCGCAGGAACUCCAGAACUGACAAUGUUUCAAACUAAACUGUUUCAGCAGAUGCUUCCACAUCUCUGCCAAAUUACAAAUUAGCCCGGAUAUGUAAUGCCGACUACUAAAAGCAACAUUUCCAAUCCAACCAUUUAUCAGUCUACCAUUAUUUCUUAGACAAACAAUUGAAGGUAUUUAAGACUCUUACUCAUCAGUAGACUGCUGAAUGGUUGGGCUUUUCCUGGGCUAGUUGACUCGACAUUUUACAUAGUUGAAGUAUGGACAGACUAACAUCUGCAGUAAGUUGUGAAUGGAUCCCUAGACAUCGUGGACAAAUUUAAAAUAGACACAAAAUGCUGGAGUAGCUCAGAUGGUCAGGCAGCAUCUCUUGAGAAAAGGAAUAGGUGACGUUUUGGGUCGAGACCCUCCUUCGGACUCCUGAAAAAGGGUCCUGAGAGAAUUUAACAUGGAUCAUCAAUAAAGAGCCUUAAUAAAACUUGGUCAAUAGAAAAUGUGAAAAAUGUUCCACGAGAAGAUUUACCUGGCAGGAAGAAAGUUGGUUGUGGCUACUCAGGCUAUUCAGCACAGACCCAACAGAAUAUUACACUAGUCCUACAGGACAGUGUCCUCAGUCCAACUGUCUUCAGUUGUUUUAUCAAUGACCCUUUCUCCAUAGUCAGUAGUGGGAAUACUUGUUGCUAUUUUAUAGAGUUUAGUUCUACAAGCAAUGAAGCAGUCUAUACCAUUAUGCAGCAAGUUCAAGAUCACUUUCUGUAUUGAACUGAUAAGUAUCAUUCAUGUCUCAUUGUGCUGAGCUGUGAGCAUUUCCAGAAAGAGUGACUGGAACCACAUCAACCCCCAAACCAUACUCAAUCACCCCUUGACUUUCAACAUUCUUACCACCAUUAACAUCCUUGAGGUCAGAUUCAGAUUCAACUUAAU